Molecule: messenger RNA, 1572 nt
Organism: Candida dubliniensis CD36
Lineage: Eukaryota; Fungi; Ascomycota; Pichiomycetes; Serinales; Debaryomycetaceae
Exons: 1
Coding region: 1-1572 (523 amino acids)
Biological process (GO): transmembrane transport
Cellular component (GO): membrane
Molecular function (GO): transmembrane transporter activity
Source: RefSeq, a predicted model, not a curated record
AUGGUAGAUCACAGCGAGUCGAUUGGUACAACCCCCCAGAAAGAUAACGUCAGUAUCACUGAAAUCUCUCAAGACGAGAUAUCACAAAAUAAUGAUACACCUUAUAUUGACAUCAGUCUAAACCUAGAUGAAGAGGAACUACAACGCAGACAAAACUCCAAAUGGUUUCAAGUGAAAAAAUUCUGGUGGGAUGGAACUGGGAAGCACCCAAGGGAGCAACAGUACUUGAUGAAAUUGGAUUUUUUCUUAUUAACCUCGUCGUGCUUAGGGUAUUUCAUUAAAAACUUGAACCAAACAAACGUUACCACUGCUUAUGUCAAUGGCAUGGAUGAGUACUACGGCAUGAACAAAAACCAAUACAACUACCUUUUGACAAUGUUCACUAUUGGAUACAUUAUUGGACAAAUACCAUCCAACAUGCUUUUACAUAAAGUUUCCAUCAGAUACUAUUUAGCUGGGUUGGAAAUUUUAUGGGCAUUUUUCACCCUCAUUAUGAUUGCCGUACCAUCUCACAGAAUCAAGGCCUUAUAUGCAUUGAGGUUUCUUUCUGGAUUUACUGAAAGUGCAUAUUUCCCGUGUUUGGAAUACAUCCUUGGUGCACAUUACAGCAAAGACGAAGUCAGUAAAAGAAGUGCAUGGUUUGCCAUUUCUGGUAAUUUGAGUGGUAUUGUAUCGGGUCCUUUGCAACAGGCAAUUAUUAAACGGUUUAGCAAGUCAAGUAUGCCACCUUUCAAAUGGAUGUUUGUCUUUGAUGCAGUUAUCAGUUUCCCCAUCGGAAUAUACACUCUUUUUGCUAAUCCCAACACUCCAUCAACAACAAACCUGUGGUAUUUCACAGAAGACGAUAAAAAGGUUGGAUUGGAACGCCGGAGAUUGAUUGGAGCUGAGAUAAACACUAAAACAAACUAUUCCUGGAAGAAAAUAAAAUCAUUCUUUAACACAUGGCAUAUAUAUGUGUUUCCUAUUUUGUUCUUGUGUUACAACAAUGCAUGUUCAGCCAUAGGGCAGCCCACAUUUCAAACGUGGCUAAAACUUUCCCUCCAUAAACCGUCAAGUGUUUAUAAUAGCUACCCCUCCAUUGUAAGUGGUGUUGGUAUUGUCAUGGCCUUGUUGUUUGCAUACCUUAAUAAUUAUCUUGGCGGCAGGAAAAAUGUUUGGUUCGUUAAUGCUUUCUUCAUACCAUUAAUAAUUGGCUGUGCAUUGUUGGCAAAAUGGAAUAUCCCAAUUGGACUCCACUAUCUCUGCUACUUUUUGGUUGGGGUGCCUACCUCGUGGGGCCAGCCAUUCAUUUUUUCAUGGAUAAAUCGAUUGUUGUAUCACAAUGACAUGAAACGAAACUUUGUUGUUGUUGUCACCAACACGUUACCCUACGUUACUGGAGCGUUUGUCCCGAUUUUUGUUUGGAACACCAACGAUAAACCGAAAUAUUUUAUUGGAUUUAGUUAUACUGCUGCAUUGUCUGCUUUGGGAUUGAUUGCUACUUUUGUUGCUCAUUACUUGACUGUCCACGAUGAAAAAGGUGUUACUCUAAAGGAUUUGGAACUGUAUGGAUCCACUGAGUUUAGCAAAUAA